AUGUUAUCCCUUCCAUUCCUCACCCCUCGCGACUCCCACGAGCUUUGGUUCGGAAGCGCCGAAUCAUACCGAUCCUCAACGCCGCAACAGCCCGGCCCCGAUGCAGCCUUGAACCAACCCUCCCGCCGCAAUGGCCCCAACGCCGCCACUCAGCGCGCCUUUAUGCCCUCUCGCUCCCCAGCAAAUAGCCUCGCCUCUCUCCUCGCCGAGGAACGCGCGCUGAGUGCGCGGAAACAGAACAUCGCCAUGUUCGGCUAUUCCUGGAUCCGGCCGGCCGGGUGCGCGAAGACCAUGCUUGGGAUGAAAGAAGAGGAAGCGGAGCGAGAAGAGGCGCUGGCUGCGGCGGCGGCGGAGAUGGGCGCUGUCGAUACGGAAGGCAUGAUGGAUGAUGAUCUGGGAAUGGCCCAGGGCGAGGGCGAGGAGGAAGAGGGCAUGGAACGGGAUUUGGACGAUGACAUUCCGGACGCGGACGUGGAUGUUGAAGGCGAAGGGCUUAUUGAGGAAGGGGAGGAGGGGCUGGAGGGGGAUGAUAUUGGGGACGAGGAGGGGUAUAUGGAGCGGGAUCUAGACGAUGACAUCCCCGAGGGUUAUGCGGACGAUGAUUUCGACGAGGAAGGGUUGUACGAGGACGGGGACUUUGAUAAUCAUCCUGAUCUCGAUGCAGACAUUCCCGAAGCCGAGGACGGAGACGGCAUGACGGAGGGCAUGAGCCGUGACCUGGACGGAGAUAUCCCCGAGGCUGCAGAAGAUGGAUCCGAGCAAGAAGAAGAGUGGCAGCAUACAGAUACUGAGGAGGAACUGGACGACGACGAUGAUGAUGAGGUUAUGCGAACACGCUUCACGGAGAACUUCAGAACCAGCACGCCUAACAGUCGUGGCGGACUACCGCCACCUCUACUUCGACGCGAGCGUGAGACUGAAGCUCAGCGCCGGUUCCUCCAACGAUGGAGCGGCGGCGGGGAUGCCUUUGAUUCGAGUAGUAUGAUGUUCGAAGAAGAUGAUCUUCGUGCCUCAAUUACAAGCCAAAGCAGUCGACGAAGUGGUUUUGGUCGACAAUAUCCUCGACGAGUUGGUGCUCCACGAGAUAGCCUCAAUUGA
This is a messenger RNA of Penicillium macrosclerotiorum, 1098 nucleotides long. RefSeq lists its product as uncharacterized. Gene Ontology annotation, biological process: anaphase-promoting complex-dependent catabolic process. Gene Ontology annotation, cellular component: anaphase-promoting complex. The transcript is spliced from 2 exons. NCBI's taxonomy places the organism in Eukaryota, Fungi, Ascomycota, Eurotiomycetes, Eurotiales, Aspergillaceae. The record is from RefSeq and is a predicted model, not a curated record. The coding region runs from base 1 to 1098 and encodes 365 amino acids.